Messenger RNA from Cryptotermes secundus, 1691 nucleotides. RefSeq names its product U-scoloptoxin(11)-Sm5a. Gene Ontology annotation, molecular function: enzyme activator activity. Gene Ontology annotation, cellular component: extracellular region. Gene Ontology annotation, biological process: lipid catabolic process; digestion. The transcript has 4 exons. Lineage: Eukaryota; Metazoa; Arthropoda; Insecta; Blattodea; Kalotermitidae. Bases 99 to 902 code for a protein of 267 amino acids. The record is from RefSeq and is a predicted model, not a curated record.
AAGUAGGCUUUCUGAGUUCUGCUUGGAACUCUUCUUUUAUCUCAUAACAUUUUGAAGAAAUUGUCAGUAGAACUGGCACAGACAAGCGCAGGCAGUGCAUGUCAAUGGGAAGAAAUGUAUGUGGGCGGGACAAGGCAUUCCAGUCUGUACGUGCAGCCCAGAGUGUAAGCAUGUGGACACAAGUUGUAGUUCUUUCAUUGCUACUACUGCUAACAGCUGUGCUGCAACCAUCACAGCAGAUCUUCACUGUGAACAGGAAAUCAGACCUUCUGGACAUUGUCUACCCUCCUCAGGCUCAGAGUGAAAGAGGAUUAGCACUGUGCAAAUUGAAUGCUGUAUGCAAUGUUCUGCACCGGCGCUUCUGGUUUCGCAUGCGAAUUGAGAGAAUGUGUCGCUGUCCCCACAGGUCUGAGUGUCCCAUGGAAUGGAGCAGCAAACAGGAUAAUUACACAAUGAGCCUUAGCAACCGUUCACAACUAAAAUUCUGCCAAACCAUAGCAGAUCUGCUACACUGUUCAGCAGAAAGUCAGGCCAUAACAGUGACAGAAACUGUAACACCAUCAUCAGUCUCACAAAACGUUGCUUCCAUGCCAUCAACGCAGACAACUAUUCAGGCUGCAUGCAACUGUCCACAUAAUCGCUACUGGAAGCUCCAUCAAUACUCCAACAGUGAAUCUGAGAAUGGCACUAUUUACACAAGCACCAUCUACAAAUGUAGUGAGAUAUAUAAAUGCAAUGAGAAUGAGUUCUGUGGCAACAUGCGCGCUGACUAUUAUUUCACUUACUACCAGUGUUCCUGCCCCCAUGGUCUCAUGUGUCUACAGAAGGAUCAUGAGACAUACAACAUUUCUGAAUUGCUGUAUACAGGUUCAGCAUACAAGGCAAUUUGUACCCCCAAUUGAAAGAGAUCUGGACAUUCUCCAUGGUCAUUCUGUGACAAGAAUUUAAAGAAAUGCAGUGUAUACACAUCCAUAAUGUCAUAAAAUAGAGUAUCUGUUAACAUGAUUCAUCUGAUCAGAAGAAAUGCUGACAGAUCUGAACUCAAUCAAAAACCAUAAAGGGCAUAAGGAACAGAAAAGUCUGUAAGAAGCUAGUAAGUGCAGAGGAAACUAAGAAUUAUGUUCGAAGCUUAUGUCUCGUCACCAGAAAACUGGAUUAAAUCAUAAUUUAAAGAAUUAAUAAAUCCUUUGAAAAUGUCACAAAGUUUAAGUUCUUAUAAUAAGCAAAUUGAAGUAGCACUGCCACAGACUUGCAUUCAAGAGGCGAUUGCUUCAAAUCUCGGCAUGGACACCAGUUAUCCAGACACGCAUUAUUCAUGGUUUGCUCAGCCCCUCCAAGCAAAUGCUGGGAUAGUGCUUUGAUUAGGACAUGACUACAUUCUUCAAAAUCAUUUUCAGUUCCAUCAUUCAUCGAUUAUCCUACCAAUCAAUGCCAUACAAUCUAAGAUACUGACAGCACAGUAAAACUAACCACAAUGUGUUCAGGUUCUUGUGUGGAUGACAGUAAUCAAUCAAAAUGGCAUUAAAGCUGAACUUGAGGGAAGAUAAACAUAGGAAAUGCAUGCAACCAUUCAGUUCAGAAUCUUUCAUUGUUGUACCUAAAACCUAAUUACUGAAAUAUACAGAACUGUAAAACUACAAACAAAAAGAAAAAAACAAACUCUGUGGCUUCAGUCCGCAAGUAAACUAUAC